AUGUUCUUCUCUCUAGUUGUUUUCUCUGCUCAGGGUCGUUUUGCUCAAAAAUUGCUGAAUGACCUAAUGGAGAACUAUUCUAACGCUUUACGGCCUGUGGAGGACACAGACAAAGCUCUUAACGUUACUCUACAGAUCACACUCUCUCAGAUCAAAGAUAUGGAUGAAAGGAAUCAGGUGUUGACCACAUACUUGUGGGUGCGUCAGAUUUGGCAUGAUGCUUACCUGCGCUGGGAUAAAGAUGAGUAUGAUGGACUCGAGGUCAUUCGAAUACCCAGCGAUCUUGUUUGGAGACCAGACAUCGUUCUAUAUAACAAUGCGGAUGAAGAGGACUCUUCGGGACCCCCAGGCACUAAUGUGGUCUUGAGGUAUAAUGGUGAGAUCACUUGGGACUCCCCUGCCAUUACUAAGAGUUCCUGUAAGGUGGAUGUCUCUUAUUUCCCCUUUGAUAGUCAAGAGUGCAACCUUACCUUUGGCUCCUGGACCUAUAAUGGCAACCAGGUGGACAUUACUAUGGGCAUGGAGAGUGGUGACCUUUCAGACUUUGUGGAAAACGUGGAAUGGGAGUGUCAUGGCAUGCCAGCCGUUAAGAACGUCAUUAUGUAUGGCUGCUGCUCGGACCCUUACCCUGACAUAACGUACACAGUCCUUCUCAAACGGCGAUCUUCCUUCUACAUCUUCAACUUGCUUCUGCCAUGUUUCCUCAUCUCCUUCCUGGCUCCGCUGGGCUUCUACCUGCCUGCUGAUUCUGGGGAGAAGGUCUCACUGGGGGUGACGGUGCUGCUGGCUCUGACUGUAUUUCAGCUGAUGGUGGCAGAGAGUAUGCCACCUUCAGAAAGUGUUCCACUAAUUGGAAAAUAUUAUAUUGCAACAAUGACCAUGAUAACAGCCUCUACAUCAUUGACUAUCUUCAUCAUGAACAUACACUUCUGUGGAGCGGAAGCAAAACCUGUGCCUCACUGGGCCAAAGUCCUGAUAAUAGACUACAUGUCAAAGAUCUUUUUUGUGUAUGAGGUAGGGGAGAACUGCACCACACCAGAAAGCGACCGAGGCCCAUUGUUCUCUGAAGACCCGCUGGCUAGCCUGGAGAGAGAUGGGUAUUUUGACAAAGGGUUUUAUGGAGACUGUCAGCAUGAUGACAGAAACCACAUAGAUAGAUACAAUAAGACCCCCACUGGCACAGGAUGUGUAUGUGUCUGUGGCCAACAUCAGAAAGUGGUGCGAAACAUUGACUACAUAGCUAACUGUUUCAGAGAGCAGAGGGCACACCAGGCAAAAGGGGCCGAGUGGAAGAAGGUUGCCAAGGUGAUGGACAGGUUCUUCAUGUGGGUAUUUUUCAUCAUGGUAUUCCUCAUGAGUAUCCUUGUCAUGGCCAAGGCAACCUAGAGCCGUUUACACAUUAAAGACACAAUCAAUUGAUUAUAUAUUGGGUAACUAUAUGUGUCAAAAUAGUUACUAAUUAUUCAUUUUUAUUUCAAACAAUAAUUCCUAUAAUCCUGUAUUUGUCUGUAAAUGGGCUCAUGUUCUACAUUCAACUUAAUAUGUGUAUUGCAGUUACAGCAGGAGUGUUAGUUGCUUGAAUGUUCACUUUCUUCAUUGUUUACUCUAUUCUUCCAGUCAAGAAGAUUCUCUGGUUGUAACAGUUAAAGAAAUGGCAUUAAUAUUUCAGGCGUAGACGUGUUCCCACAUGUGUAUAUAGGGUAACACAAUCUUUGUCUGGCAUGGACACACAUUAAUAAUGCACAAUUAACCUUGCACAUGCGUAUGGACAGACAUCCACACUAUUGCACAUUAAAAAUGCAUAAAUAGAUCAGUCUAGAAUGCUGAACAAACACACACACAUUGCAAAACAUCCUUGACCAGUGCUAACAUGUACAUUCUGCAACUUCUUUAUUUACUUGUGUUAACUAAAUUCUUUGAUUUGCUAUAUUUAUUCCUCUCUUUGAUCUCUGCUUACAAUAUUUUUUACAAAUGGUGCUACACAAAUAAAAACUUUAGUAAUUAUAGAAUCCUAGAAUCUUAGAAUCUUAGACUACUGUUCAAAAAAGGCAAAAGUGAAAUAAAAAGAGUUUAAGUAAAAUUAACACUGAAACCUCAAAUUGCCUUCUGGAACGUGAUUAUAUGCAGACAUGACUCAAUUCCUGAGUAAAGGUUAAAUCAAGCCUCAAGACUCAAACGGCCAAUUUACACUGUACCAACAGACACGAUCAAUGACAACAGACACUUUGUUGGGUUUUGUGUUUUUAGCGUGUUACCUCUGUUGGAGUCUGUUAGCAUUGGUUGGCACUUGUUUUCAGCGACUGAACAUGUUCAAUUAGUGUUAGUCAGGUUGUGGAAUAUCUAAGAAGUGAUGUACUAUAAUCUGGUGACUGUCCCUGUUGGUCUGCAUCUGUCUGUGCAAUGUGAAUUGGCCUAAAUGCAGGAGAGACUUCCUUUAACCCUUAAAUGCAUACCUCAGGUCUUUAUCGAUCUGGGAUAUCAUUCACUACCCUCCUCCUCAUUCAUUUUUUAAAGUUAGACAUCAACCUUCUUAGUAUUCCUCAAUCGAUUCAUUAUAAACAGUAUAACAAUAAAAAAAUCUUAAAAUUAUAAAAGAAUGCCUGUUUUCACAUUCAUUUUUUGUAAAAAAAAAAAAAAAAAAAAAAAAAAAAAAAAAUGUAUAUGGUCACUAACAACCCGAGUUGUGUAUCAGUGUAUGUAUAUUUUUUCUGCACAACAAUAAUUGAAUUUUUGAUGAUGGAAUAAGUGCAAUUCACCUUUAUUCCACAAGGUGGCAAUGUCUGAUACACAAUG
Ctenopharyngodon idella (grass carp) is the source of this 2793-nucleotide messenger RNA. RefSeq names its product cholinergic receptor, nicotinic, alpha 9a (gene chrna9a). The record is from RefSeq and is a predicted model, not a curated record. Gene Ontology annotation, molecular function: acetylcholine-gated monoatomic cation-selective channel activity; transmembrane signaling receptor activity. Lineage: Eukaryota; Metazoa; Chordata; Actinopteri; Cypriniformes; Xenocyprididae. Gene Ontology annotation, cellular component: synapse; neuron projection; postsynaptic membrane. The transcript has 6 exons. The coding region runs from base 1 to 1386 and encodes 461 amino acids. Gene Ontology annotation, biological process: monoatomic ion transmembrane transport; signal transduction; regulation of membrane potential.